This is a messenger RNA of Pistacia vera, 1588 nucleotides long. Its product is annotated as 3-ketoacyl-CoA synthase 15-like. Lineage: Eukaryota; Viridiplantae; Streptophyta; Magnoliopsida; Sapindales; Anacardiaceae. The record is from RefSeq and is a predicted model, not a curated record. Bases 65 to 1588 code for a protein of 507 amino acids. Gene Ontology annotation, biological process: fatty acid biosynthetic process. The transcript has 3 exons. Gene Ontology annotation, cellular component: membrane. Gene Ontology annotation, molecular function: acyltransferase activity, transferring groups other than amino-acyl groups.
AUUAAAUCAUGUGAAUUAAUUUAUACAUUAAUUUGCAUCAUACAUUUUUCUUGUUCGAUCUAAUAUGGAAGCAGCAAGAGAGCAGGAGAUAAUUUCCGCUGAGAUUGUGAAUAAGGGCAUUGAAGAUUCGGGUCCAUAUGCCGGCUCUUUGAAUUUCUCCGUUAGGGUUCGCCAUGGCCUCCCUAAUUUAUUGAGUUCUGUUAACUUAAAAUACGUGAAGCUCGGUUAUGGCUAUCUCCUUUCUCAUGGCUUUUACCUCUUAACUGCACCUCUUCUCAUUCUGAUCCUCAGUGGUGGAAUCGCCAAGCUCGCCUGGAAUGAUUUCUGCCCCAAAUAUGACCUCACUCUUGCUCUUUUUAUAAUCGGAUUACUCUCCUUCGUUAUUUAUCUUUAUCUUCAUUUAAUUGCUCGCUCAAUUUAUUUAGUCGAUUUCGCUUGUUAUCGUCCACCAAAUCAACUCAAGAUUUCAAAGGAAGAAUUCAUGGUGCUAGCAAGAAAAUCAGGCAAUUUUAACGAGGCUGCCCUGGAAUUUAAGCAACAAGUUAUGAAAAAUUCCGGCAUUGGCGAUGAGACUUACCUGCCUAGAACGGUUUUUCGCCCCGGUUACAAACCAAAUUUAAAGGAUGGUCGAGAGGAGGCGGCAAUGGUAUUUUUUGGAGCGAUUGAUGACCUUCUUGCGGCCACCAAAAUCCGGCCAAAGGACAUCAAAAUCCUCGUCGUUAACUGCGGAGUUUUGAACACUACCCCAUCACUUUCAUCAAUGAUAAUAAAUCAUUACAAACUCAAGCACAAUAUUAACAACUUCAAUCUCGGUGGCAUGGGCUGUGCAGCUGGAAUUAUCGCCAUCGAUUUAGCCAGAGACUUAUUGAUCGCUUAUCCGGGCUCGUACGCGCUUGUAGUUAGCACAGAAGUUGUGAGCCAUACAUGGUACAAUGGCAAUGACCCCGACAUGCUUCUCCCUAACUGCUUCUUUCGAAUGGGCGCUGCUGCACUGUUGCUCUCAAGCUGCCGCCUCGACCGCUGGCGCUCCAAGUACCAACUCAAACAGCUGGUUCGAACGCACAAAGGCAUGGAUAACAGAAGCUUCAAGGCAAUAUAUUUAAAGGAAGAUGCAGAAGGGAGGCAAGGGCUAUCAGUGAGCAAGGAAGUGAUAGAGGAGGGAGGCCAUGCCCUGAAGGCGAACAUCACAACUCUCGGCCCUCUAGUUUUGCCUUUCUCCGAGCAGUUUCAUUUCUUCAAAAACUUGCUCUUCAGGAAGAAGACGAAGCCAUAUAUACCUGACUACAAGCUGGCGUUUGAGCACAUAUGCAUACUGGGGACGAGCAAGAAAGUGUUGGAUGAAAUUCAGAAGAACUUGGAGCUUACGCAAGAGUACAUGGAGGCUUCAAGGAAGACAUUGGAGAGAUUUGGGAACACGUCGAGCAGUAGUGUGUGGUAUGAACUGGCUUAUUUGGAGGCAAACAAAAGGAUGAAGAGAGGUGACAGAGUUUGGCAAAUUGCAUACGGAUCAGGAUUCAAGUGUAAUAGCGUUGUGUGGAAGGCUCUCAGAAAUGUUGAGAGGCCUAAGCAGAGCCCAUGGUUUGACUGA